UCGACUACCCUAUUAUUACACAUCUGCUGCCUGCUCAGCCUUAACGCUGUUUUUCGCAUUCCGUGCCAUUUACAGGGUAUACGCUAUAAAUGGAUCCCUCGAACUUGUCAUUCGGCUUUCCGGGUCUGUCUGGUCAUGGACAUCUGCCCAUACCGCCCACCGCCAAUAUGCUGGGCGCCCAUGGACAUCCGGCACCAACGGCCAGUCCGCCGCAGAGCGUACCCGGACGUCGCACGCCCCUCGGCUCGGUGGGCCUGGGCGGCUUCUACGCCCAGGGGCUGGGCAUGUCGCAGCAGAGCCUAACACCCACCGAUGAGAACAAGCCCGGACCGAGUGCGCAAGAGAAACCCUUGAGUCCCACGGCAGCAGCCAUCGCGGCGAUUAGUGGUGGCACCACGACGGCGGCCAUGUCCAGCAUUGGGGGCAUGGGCGGCGGUCCAAGCGGCAGUGGACCCAACGGAGGCAAGCAAAAGAAUCGUCAGGGCAAGACGGUGCGACUGAAUAUCAAUGCAAGGGAACGAAGGCGAAUGCACGAUUUGAACGAUGCGUUAGAUGAGCUGCGCAGUGUUAUACCCUAUGCACACUCGCCGUCAGUGCGCAAGCUAUCAAAAAUUGCGACUUUGCUGCUGGCCAAGAACUAUAUACUGAUGCAGCAGAAUGCGCUGGAGGAGCUGCGCAGGCUGCUGGCGUACAUACAGAGCACCACGGGCGCAGCUCCCUUGGACUUGGGCGCCUUUCCGGCAGCGGCCAAAUUGCAAGCGCUGCUGCAAGGACCCCACAACGAGCCGCCCACAAGCAGCAGCAGCUAAAGAGCGAAAGAGUAAUAGAGUGAGAGAUAGAAAGAGAAGCAAUACGUCUACGUUUAAGUCAAUUGAAAAGCCAAAUAUUUGUGUACUAGUCAAGCAAGAGGUUGAGCAUCUGUUAAGUGAUA
Messenger RNA from Drosophila hydei, 931 nucleotides. It is a transcript of the gene Oli, whose product is annotated as class E basic helix-loop-helix protein 22. Gene Ontology annotation, molecular function: protein dimerization activity. The record is from RefSeq and is a predicted model, not a curated record. The transcript has 3 exons. The coding region runs from base 90 to 809 and encodes 239 amino acids. Lineage: Eukaryota; Metazoa; Arthropoda; Insecta; Diptera; Drosophilidae.